AUGCCUGUGUCCCAAGAGGGGUGGCUUCGCGUGAAGCUCACCAACCCUCGGGCGACGCAGGUGUUGGAGAGGAUGACUGCCGACCUGAGGCCUGGUGACUCAAGGGCGGCGAAGCUGAUGGGGGCCAUGAUCGUCAAAGAAUUCAUGAUGCAGCGCGUGGCUCCCCUUCAGGCGCGCCCGUGCCCCUUGUGGAAGCUUGGAGACGAAGGGGGCGACCUCCGCCUGUGCCCGGAGACCCUUUCUGAUGAGGAGUUGCGCUCGGCCCUCCGUUCCUUGGUUGGGGACGACCAAGGGUACCCACCAGACUCCUUCGUUCCCUUGUUCCGCCGCCCAGAUGGGGCGGAGGCUGCCGCCGCCAUGCCCAUCUUCGCCGGGCGUGGACCCGUGCCGCCUGCGCCCUCGAAUGUCCCGGUGACGACGACUCCGGUGGACGUGUCUUCCAACGAGUCUCGCGAGGAGGAAGAGGAAGAGGAGGAGGAGGAGGAGGAGCGUGAUCCGGAGGGGACUCGCGAAGGGGCGGGGGAAACCUCCCCUUUGCGCAAGGCUGACAUCCUCCGCACCCUGCCUGAUGACGGUGACGAGGCCGAUGUCUCCCUGGAGAGAGGGGAGCCGCCAGUGUCUGGAGGCUCCACAAGGUCCAAGGUCAGUCACCGGAGGAGGCCACCGGCCGAGGUCCUGACGAGGGGCAGGUCGACGCUGAUCUCCCGAGAUGACGCCCCUGCUCCGACGCUGCCUGGAGCUGCCUCCACCCGACCUGUUGCUUCUUCUGCUCCUGGUGCUCGUGCACCCGCGCCUCAGGCCGCGAAGCUUUCAGGCUUCAAGCUUAGGAAGCAGAGAGAUUACGCUGCGGUGGACCAGCCUACACCCGUGGCAAAGAGGAGGAAGGAGGAAGUGGUGGUAUUGCUCGGGACCCCAUCGCCUGCGGCGGCUGCGCCCCCUCUGUGGGGAAGGGCAGUGACAGCGCUCGCGUUUCUCUGGCCCGAUCGUCCUCACGACUUGGGGGAGCGUCCCGAAGAGGAGGUGGCCCCUGCUGCUCCACUGGCUCCGGAGGUGCUAAUGCCCAACUCGGUUGCUGGGGUCCCCAAGGCUCAGGAGCCCCCAGUCUCCCAGGCCAUGGUGGCAAUGCUGCCUCCUCCCCCUCCUGCCGCGCUGCUGACAUCAGAUCCUUCUGCCUCCCAUGACGUCCUGGAGCGCGCUCUUUCUGCGAUGACCCUGCUGCGAGAAGAUCUUCAGGGCGCCGACCCCCGCCUGGUAGCCGGGCGCCUGGAGCUGGUCUCUAGUUGGCUUCACUCGGACGUGUCCGUUUGGGUGGCGCUGAGUCAGGCCGUGGCAACCUCCGAGAAGGACAAGCAGGUCGCCGCCCAAGCCACGGCCGCUCGCAAGGUGGCGUUGAAAGAUGCCGGGGCAGCCCAGGACCGCUGUCAGUCGCUGGAGGCCGAGCUGGAGACCAUGCGCAAUGAGCGUGCGGCCGAGGCUCGAGGCCGCAAGGAAGAGGAGGAGAAGAUGAAGGCCCGAGAGGACGCCGUCAGGGGUCGCGAUGCCGAGCUGGAGCACCGGCUGGAGAAGCUGAAGCGGAAGAUGGAGGCAGAGAAGGCCGAGCUUGACGCCAAGGGGAAGGUCCUGGCUGAGGACCGCACGACCUUCAAGUCCCUCGAGGAGAGGUCCCGUGUGGUGCUGCAGGCACUCUACGAGAAGGGCUUGGAGGAGCCGCUGGCCACCGAUGACGAGGGCCCCACCCAGCUGCUUCCUCAUCUGGUCACGGCGCUUGAGGAAGUCGUGGGAGGUAUCGGCCCCUUGGUGGAGGGAGAAGCCCGCACUCUUUCCUCGGCCGCGCUGACGCGCGUCUUCAGCCACCUCCAUCUUCGCGACCCUGCCGCCAACCUCGACGAGCUGCUGGAGCCUGUGGAUGAGGAGCGCUGCACAACUGCUGCCGAAGCCAUGAAGGGCCAGGUGGAGGCUUUGCUGAAGAGGUUCCGCGCCUUCGAUCCCGCGCCUUCAACUGGCGGUGCUGCUGAGCCUGCAACUCCGAUGGGCGGUGCAGGUGAGGGCAACGCUGCUGUGGAAGAAGCAUCUCUUGCGGGUGUCGGCGGCGUCCGGGGAUGA
This is a messenger RNA of Aegilops tauschii subsp. strangulata, 2103 nucleotides long. The record is from RefSeq and is a predicted model, not a curated record. NCBI's taxonomy places the organism in Eukaryota, Viridiplantae, Streptophyta, Magnoliopsida, Poales, Poaceae.